UGGCCACAGCCAGUCAAUGGGAUUAAAAGUGACGAACAUCUUUUUGUUUCGUGCUGACAUCAUGAACUUGUUUUUAUUCUUUCUUCUGGUCGUGCAAAUGCACAGCGUGACGCCUGUGAUUCACACGCUGCAGUAUUUCCACACUGCGUCCUCUCAAGUUCCAAACUUCCCAGAGUAUGUGAGUGUUGGUUAUGUUGAUGGAGUUGAGAUUAGUUACUAUGACAGCAACAUCAGGAAAGCAGAAUCCAAACAGGACUGGAUGAACAAAAUCACAGCAGAGGAUCCAAAAUACUGGCAGAGACAAACAGAGAUCAAUGUUCGUAGUGAGUUUAUUAACAAACACAACCUUGAAGUUCUUAAGAAGCGUUUCAACCAAACUGGAGGUGUUCACAUUGUCCAGUGGAUGUAUGGAUGUGAAUGGAAUGAUGAGACUGAUGAGGUUAAAGGUUGGCAUCAGCAAGGUUAUGAUGGAGAAGAUUACAUAUCGUUGGACAUGAAGACAUGGACAUAUACUGCAGCAAAACCACAAGCUUUCCCCUCCAAACUCAAGUGGGACCAGAACAUAUUUCUACUAGACCACCAUAAGUAUUAUUACACUGAGCAUUGUCCUUCUUACUUGAAGAAGUAUGUGAAGAAUGGGAAGAAGGUCCUAAUGAGAACAGAGCUUCCAGAGGUGUUCCUCCUCCAGAAGACGCCAUCCUCUCCAGUCACCUGCAUGGCGACAGGUUUCUACCCCGACUUAGCCGACCUGUUUUGGAGGAAAGACGGCGAGCAGAUCUUCGAGGACGUGGAGCACGGAGAGCUGCUCCCCAACCACGACGGAACCUUCCAGAUGUCGGUGGAGCUGAAAGUGGAGGUGACGGCCGAGGUGGAGGGCAAGUACGAAUGUGUGUUCCAGCUGUCUGGCGUCAAGGAGGACCUGGUCACCAAGCUGGAGAGAAGAAGCAUCCUGAGCAACGCAAGCCAUGAAGACAACUGGAGCGUCGCCCUCGCUGCCACGGCGGCGGUCGUCGCUGUGGCGGCCGUCCUGGCGGCCAUCAUCAUCGUCAUGGUCAGGCGUCACAGAAACAGACAAGCCCAGUACGAUCCAGCUCGUAAGUAAAACAUCUUUUCUUUGAGCCGCAAGAAACAAAGCCGUGGUGAAGCGUCACUCACAUGGAGGUCUGAUGUGGACCUUUGUUACAAGUUUAGCCUGAAAAUCCCAACUUGAGCUGACUCCUUCACAAUAAAAGACCCUCCUGUGAGCACACGCAAUACAAAGUGUGGCAUAUCUCACGUUUGACGUGAGUCCUCAUGAUGAGGAUCAGCCAAAUGAGACCUCAAGUGUGCUGACUCAUCAAGAAGGUAUCCUAGUCAGGAAGUAGAAGAGCAGCACUCUGCUUCUUCAUGUUUCCAAGUCACACCUCAAAGAUCUGAUGUGAGUGACGAGGCACCUUCUGGAUGUUCUUCCUUCACCGUUUACGUUUGU
Molecule: messenger RNA, 1468 nt
Organism: Nerophis lumbriciformis (worm pipefish)
Lineage: Eukaryota; Metazoa; Chordata; Actinopteri; Syngnathiformes; Syngnathidae
Source: RefSeq, a predicted model, not a curated record